AUGGAGUCUGUGGACUGCCUUGAUACUUGGAUUGCUGAUAUGUGGUUGUCUUUGCCAAAGGAUGUGAUUAUUCAGGUUAUUGUGAUUUGUUGGGCUGCAUGGGAAAAUAGAAACAAUAUGGUUUUUAAUCAACAUUGCAUGAAUCCCAAGACCAUGGUGGCUACUGCUUUGAUGUAUUACAAUGAUUGGUUGAGAAUUCGGUCGGCAACUACUAGUUCUAUUUUAUCUCAAAACAGUGUGGUUUGGUCCAAAAAAUGGCAGCCUCCCAUGCAUAAUUUUUUAAAGGUAAAUGUGGAUGUGGCUUUGGAUUUUACAAGGAAAAGAAUGGGGUUUGGGUGGGUAGUACGGGGUGAGGGAGGGGUGGUUAAUGCCAUGGGUUGGAGAGUAGAAGAGGGAGUUUUUUCAGUUCACGAGGCGGAGGCUGUGGGGGUGCGGGAGGUUUUAAGUUGGGUCAAGCAGAAGGGAUGGUCUCGGGUUAUUGUUGAGACUGAUGCUCAGGUUGUUUCAAAGGCUGUGUAUGAUGGUGGACGCAGUGGCCCUUUUGGUUUGAUUAUUGAAGAUAUUCGAUCUAUUUUACAUCACUUGGAUUUGGUUGUUGUUCAUUUUGUGAAGAGGGACGCAAAUAUGUUAGCACAUGCUAUUGCGAAGAGUUCUUUAGAUGACUCGUGUAUAGAUGUCGUUGAUUAUUUUGAUUGUAUUCCUCGUUUUAUUUCUUGUAUUGCUCGUUUGGACCUUGUGGAGGAUUAA
This is a messenger RNA of Ipomoea triloba (trilobed morning glory), 747 nucleotides long. RefSeq lists its product as uncharacterized. Gene Ontology annotation, molecular function: RNA-DNA hybrid ribonuclease activity; nucleic acid binding. The record is from RefSeq and is a predicted model, not a curated record. NCBI's taxonomy places the organism in Eukaryota, Viridiplantae, Streptophyta, Magnoliopsida, Solanales, Convolvulaceae. The transcript has a single exon. Bases 1 to 747 code for a protein of 248 amino acids.